Vollenhovia emeryi is the source of this 1796-nucleotide messenger RNA. Its product is annotated as STAM-binding protein. Gene Ontology annotation, molecular function: K63-linked deubiquitinase activity; protein binding; metal-dependent deubiquitinase activity. The coding region runs from base 257 to 1459 and encodes 400 amino acids. Gene Ontology annotation, biological process: protein K63-linked deubiquitination. The transcript has 8 exons. The record is from RefSeq and is a predicted model, not a curated record. NCBI's taxonomy places the organism in Eukaryota, Metazoa, Arthropoda, Insecta, Hymenoptera, Formicidae. Gene Ontology annotation, cellular component: endosome; membrane.
AGCCUAGUGGCAAUAGUGGCAUGCCUGCCGAACUCGUUAUCAAACGCUAUCAAAGAGCACGAAUCACACAAAUUGUAAUUUCUCAAGUGCGGCAGAUCUUACAACUUGAAAAAUUAAUAUUUUUCUAUAUUUCUUCUCGUCUCGAACAUGAAAAUGACGCCGAGGAAGGUAUCUACAAAGUCGGGAAAUUGAGAGAGUCUGAAGGUUUUUCAGCUAUUUAUUAAUAUUACAAGUUUAGCAGACCUAACCUAAAAAGAUGAACAAAACCAAUCAAUCCUGGAAAGAAAUGGGUAUCAAAGAUCCCAAGGAACGAAUCAAGGCUCUUACAGAGCAUGCCUCGAAAGUAGAAAUUGAUCCGAAUAUUGCGCCUAAAAGAUAUUAUCGCACUGGAGUGGAAAUGGUCAGAUUAGCGAACAUGAACAUGCAAGACGGCAGCUAUGAGAAUGCAUUUACGCUAUAUAUGAAAUUUAUAACCAUUUUUGUGGAUAAGAUAAGGAGUCAUCCACAGUAUGAUAGUGUAUCAGCGAAGGACAGAGCGAUGAACAGGGAUGCUUUACGAAUAGUUAUGCCUAAAGCUGAGAAACUGAAGGAACAGUUAUUGGAUCAAUAUCAAGCAGAGUUUGACAAGUAUUCAGAAGAUUUGAAGGAAAGGGAAAGGAUUGAGAAGGAACGUUUGAGGCAAGAAGAACUUCAAAGGCAGAAGGAAGAAGAAAACAGAAGGAACAAAAUGGCUGCUCUGGCUGCUGUUAAAGCCGCUAAGGCUGCUAUUACUGCGAAUGUACCAGCGGAGACAAAACAAUUGCCUUCCAUUGCACCGAAAGCUGUGAUAAGCCUCACGAAUGAUGAUAAAGCAUUUAAAACCUCCAAGGAUACAAAAACACCGACAGUGGAUCGUUCUACAAAACCUUCCUUAUUAACGAGCGACGGAUUAUCUCUACGCGACGUUAUCCUGCCGACUAAAUUAAUGCACAGCUUUUUGGCGCUCGCUUUUAGCAACACGACGAGCAAUAAAGAAACAUGCGGCAUCUUAGCUGGACGACUGGAGCGAAACAAAUUGAUGGUAACGCAUCUUCUGAUGCCGGAACAAACUGGCACCCCAGAUUCUUGUACUACACAUAACGAAGAAGAUAUCUUCGAUUAUCAGGAUCAGCAUAAUCUUAUCACUCUCGGCUGGAUUCAUACACAUCCUACGCAGACUGCAUUUUUGUCGAGCGUUGAUCUUCAUACGCACUGUGCUUAUCAGUUGAUGAUGGCGGAAGCUAUAGCGAUAGUUUGCGCGCCCAAAUACGAUGAAACGGGAUUCUUCAUCUUAACACCUGAUUACGGCUUAGAUUUUAUCGCAAAUUGCAGAGAAACAGGAUUUCAUCCACAUCCUAGUGAACCGCCGUUAUAUACGAAAGCAAGACACUACAAAUUAGAUGUAAUGGCACUCCAAGUCGUAGAUUUACGAAGAAAAUGAUACAUCUCGGAUACGAGAUAAUUAUUUCACCGAGAAAAAUAUUUUUAAUUAAAUCUUGAAAAAUAGCAAUUUACAAUAAAAAUCGCGAGUCUUAUUACGCGAUUAGCGCAUAAUUACACAAUAUUGAAAAUCUAUGACCAGUGAAUACUCUAAUCACAAUGAAAAUGCUAUGAAACAUUAAUAUUUUAAAAAUAUGUUAUAUUUAACAUUCACAUAAGAUUUAUAAUAUAUUAAUUGUUCUUGCAGACAAAGACAUACAAGAAGAGAUCAUUACAAAUUAUUAUACUGGAAGUUAGGACGAAAUGAAAUAUUAUAAUGAAUUAAUAAUUAUUAACUU